Molecule: messenger RNA, 1307 nt
Organism: Prunus avium (sweet cherry)
Lineage: Eukaryota; Viridiplantae; Streptophyta; Magnoliopsida; Rosales; Rosaceae
Product: D111/G-patch domain-containing protein
Molecular function (GO): nucleic acid binding
Source: RefSeq, a predicted model, not a curated record
CCAAUGGAAGAGAGUCAGAAACAAGGGAAGGAGGCGGUACCAGAUCCUGAACAUCUUUGGUUCUUCCAUUCGCUAGAAAUUUUCAAUUUCUGGUUCAUUCGAGACCACCACCACCAGGCCGCGACCCGCUCGGCGAACUGCGACCCUCUCUAUCUGUAAAAAAUAAUGGCCUACCGGUAUAAAGGUAGGCAGGAAACAAGCACCCGAGGCAACCAGCCAAAUGAGAAAGAUCAGGACUUUAUUGUACAGGCAUAUCAGGAUUCACUAGUUGAUGAUCUAGCCGAGGAAUUUCGACUGCCAAUUAAUCACAGGCCAACGGAAAAUGUCAAUCUGGAAAAUGUGGAACAAGCAUCAUUGGACACACACAUAGCAUCAUCUAACAUUGGUUUUAGGCUUCUCCAAAAGAUGGGGUGGAAAGGGAAGGGGCUUGGGAAGGAUGAGCAAGGAAUCACUGAGCCAAUAAAAUCUGGGAUUAGAGAUCCAAAAUUAGGAGUUGGAAAACAAGAGGAAGAUGAUUAUUUUACAGCAGAAGAAAAUAUCCAGAGAAGAAAACUUGAUGUUGAAAUUGAAGAGACUGAGGAACAUGCAAAGAAGCGGGAGGUGUUAGCAGAACGUGAGCAGAAAAUUCAAACUGAGGUGAAAGAAAUACACAAGGUGUUCUACUGUGAUCUUUGCAACAAACAAUACAAGUUGGCUGUGGAAUUUGAAGCUCACUUGAGCUCAUAUGAUCACAAUCACAGAAAGCGUUUUAAAGAAAUGAAAGAAAUGCAUGGUUCCAGUAGUCGGGAUGAUCGCCAGAAACGAGAGCAGCAGCGUCAGGAAAAGGAAAUGGCAAAGUUUGUUCAGAUUGCGGACGCUAGGAAGCAGCAGCAGCAGCAAGAAGAAGAAUCUGGGUCAGCCCCGGGUUCCACUGAACUGACAAGUGCUACUACACUUGCAGACCAGGAUCAACGGAAGGCUUUGAAAUUUGGGUUUUCUUCUAAAGGUGGCACGUCUAAGAGCUCGUUCGGUAGUGUUGCAAAGAAGCCAAAAGUUCCUGUGGCCUCAGUGUUUGGAAAUGAUAGCGAUGAAGAAUAAGUGACAGCGCCACUGUAACCAGCCAUCAGCUUUGUACCGUAUAAAGUUUGCAUUGCCUUCGCAAUUAUGUAGUUUAUGUGACCUACACCCACAGUUAUAGACAUUUGUGAUUCACGAGAUGAAACAUCGUGUUUUUAUAGCCCAAUCCAAGUCAAAAACAUUGAUGCUUAUGAAUGAUUGGUUUGUAAAGAUUAUUUGUUAUGAUAAGUUGACUAUUGUUUAUGAAAGUA